AUGCCGGAGAAAGGGGGGGGGGGGGGGGGGAUCAACACCGCUCGGGGUAUUAUCCAGCAUCGAGUCGAACUUGACUAUGCCAUUGGGAUCGAGGGCGGGGUUUCGGGGCUUUGUCGCGGCGUUGGCAGCGGAUCAAGGCCCAAUGACAUAGAGGCGGCGGUGGGGACGGUAGGGUUUGGUGAUUUGAGGGUCAGAAGCGAAGGGAAAUGUGGAUUGCAAUUGGCUUCCAAGGUUAUCAGAGGACAUGGAAAUGAGCCUGACUUGCACGCACCCUGA
Molecule: messenger RNA, 276 nt
Organism: Prunus armeniaca (apricot)
Lineage: Eukaryota; Viridiplantae; Streptophyta; Magnoliopsida; Rosales; Rosaceae
Source: the annotation of a GenBank genome assembly